CUGGCAGCCACUGGAAGUCUGAGGCUAAAUCGGCCAUGAUGUUGGGAAGAGAGGACAAGGGUGCCGGGCCGGCGACCCCGUGCUCAUCAUCAAGUUAUCCCUCCACUGGCAUCUUCAUUCGGCUCAUUCGCGAUAUGUGUCUUGCAGUGACACUAAAGUCGUUUCGAAUGUAAUUGGGACAAGUCAGAAAUAUGUACUAAAUCUUCUUAUCGGGUACGUUUUCUUUCGCGGACCAGGGCUUCCCAUCCUGCUUGACCGACGGAUUGAAUGAGACACGAACUCGUUCGUGACAGGCCUUAUUGUCUCCAUCAUGAGCUCCAUCCUACCCACCCUCCCAAAACUCGGCGUCAAAAGCUUUCCUCCUGAUCUAGAUGUAAAGAGCGUUGCAUACGAUUGGUUCGCGUCGUUCUCGCAACACAUGGAGGCCGGAGAUGUCGGUCGAGUGUUGGGUCUGCUCACGGACGAUGCGUACUGGAGAGACCUUCUCGCUCUUACCUGGGAUUUUCGCACUUUCUCCGGUGCUCCCAAGAUUAGACAAUUUCUCACCGAUAGACUACAACAGUCUAAACUCAAGCUCUUCAAAAUCAGAGACGAGUAUCUCAGUCUCCAACGUCCCUACCCUGACGUUGCAUGGAUCCAGUUCUUAUUUGACUUCGAGGUUGACGAUGCAGGCAAUGCAUCGGGUGUCGUUCGUUUGGUUCCUCAGGCCAAUGGAAGCUGGAAGGGCCACUGUAUCCUGACCAACCUUGAAAGUCUGAAAGGAUUCCCAGAAAAGACAGGCCUUCUGCGCAAUCCAGACCCGAACCAUGAUGUGUGGACAGAGCAGCGACGACGAGAGGCUGCGUUUGAUGACUCAGACCCGAUCGUGUUAAUUGUUGGCGGUGGGCAAAGCGGGUUGGUGACUGCCGUACGAUUGAAGGCCCUGGGAAUUUCCUGCCUGGUAGUUGAGAAACAUCCCCGGGUUGGUGAUAACUGGAGGACGCGUUACGAUGCAUUAUGCUUACAUGACCCGGUUUGGUAUGAUCACCUACCCUUCAUUCCAUUUCCGAGCACUUGGCCCGUAUACACGCCUGCCAAGAAGCUCGCCAACUGGUUAGAAGGCUAUGCCGAUGCUAUGGAGGUCAACAUCUGGACGUCUUCAACGGUAGUCAGCGCGCUUCCGGACGCUGAUAACAAUUGGACCGUAAAAGUUCAACGCAGUAAUGGAGAAGAACGUGUCUUCAAGGUCAAACAUGUCAUUCUGGCUACCGGUUUUGCGGGUGGCGCAGGGAAUGUACCUCGUUAUCCUGGCAUGGAUAAAUUUAGAGGCCAAGUAUUGCACUCUCUCGAGCAUGGAAAGGCUAAGGAUCAUAUUGGCAAGAAAGUCGUUGUAAUUGGAUCAUGUACCUCCGCCCACGAUAUCUGUGUCGACUAUUACAAUCAUGGUGUCGAUGUAACGAUGUUUCAGAGAAGCUCAACUUGUGUAAUGUCCACAAAGCACGGCAUUAAAACAUUGAUGGAGGGACUUUACGAAGAAAAUGGACCCCCUACUGACGUUGCUGAUAUAAUCAAUGCGUCGUUCCCCAACCUUCUCAUGGAGGGGAUCGGUUACAGACAAAUGCGCAAAAUAGUAGAACUGGACAAAGAUAUACUUGAAGGCCUCAAGGCACGAGGUUUCAGAACCAAUUUAGGAUACAAAGAUGCAGGUUUUCUUCUCUUGGCAUGGGCCAAAGCCGGAGGCUAUUAUCUAGAUGUCGGCGCCAGCCAGAUGAUCAUUGACGGCAAGAUCAAGCUCAAAAAUGAUAGUCAAAUUGAACAGUUCACUGAGAAUGGACUGCUCUUUGAAGACGGAAGCGAAUUAACGGCGGACGUUGUCCUCUUUGCAACAGGACUAGGUGACACUCGAAACGGAAUUGUGAGCCUCUGCGGAGAUGACGUUGGACAAAGAUGCGGCCUUAUCUGGGGUAUGAACGAAGAAGGGGAAAUCAACGGUAUAUGGCGGGAGCCUGGUAUUCCGCGUUUAUGGCCUGUGAUAGGUAAUCUUGCGAUGUGCCGAUUCUAUUCUAAGCAUUUGGCUAUGCAAAUCAAGGCAAUGGAGGAGGGACUGUUCACAGGAAGAUAUAGUCAAGCAUGAAAUACCUGCUGUAAAAUAUCACAUUACAAGAAACACAUUCAAACUGUUACCAUUCUUAUUAUUUGUUCAC
Guyanagaster necrorhizus is the source of this 2183-nucleotide messenger RNA. Its product is annotated as FAD/NAD(P)-binding domain-containing protein. Gene Ontology annotation, molecular function: N,N-dimethylaniline monooxygenase activity; flavin adenine dinucleotide binding; NADP binding. The record is from RefSeq and is a predicted model, not a curated record. The coding region runs from base 311 to 2113 and encodes 600 amino acids. The transcript is spliced from 14 exons. Lineage: Eukaryota; Fungi; Basidiomycota; Agaricomycetes; Agaricales; Physalacriaceae.